AUGUCAGCGCCACUAGGCGAAGCGCGCCGAGGCGGCGGCGGCGUUCGCGCAGCGCGGCAGGCGAUCGCCGUGUCGGAGCUGUCGUCGAAGCUCGCCGCCUUCCGCAAGGACCGCGGCGUCGAGACCCAGGGCCUCGCCGUGACGCACUCGGUCCGGAUCGACAUCCCGGAGGUUGCCGAGGCGAACCGCUUCAACCCGGAGGGCGGUUUCGAGCGGAACUGGGUCGCCAUCCUGAUUGGCAAGGAGGGGAUCAACAAGCGGCGCUUCGAGGCGGAGACGGGCGCGACGCUGUACCUGCGCGGCAAGGGGACGCGCCUGCGCCACGACGGCCCCAAGGAGAUCAAGAAGGCGGGGCGCGGCCAGUACCGCGUCGAGGACAAGGAGGACGCCGAGCCGAUGCAUGUCCUCCUCGAGGCCGACACGGAGGAGAAGCUGUCGAGGCUCGGGAUCCUCGAGCCAAAGGGCGAGUCGACGUCGCUCGCGCUGUACGACGAUACGCAGCUCACCAAGCUCGCGAUGGCAAAGACGGAGGGCCACCACCACUCGGUCUGCCCCAACCGGAGGACCACCUUCCAGAUGGCCGGCGUCCGCUGCUCCGUCUGCGGGUCGGCCGGCCACUCGGCGCGCGACUGCAAGGGGGACCGCUCCGGCGCAGUCAAGCUCGUGCCAACGAGCGCCGCGCCGAGCACGCUGGCCGACGCCGACUACGCCGCGUUCCUCUCCGAACUCGACUCGCGCACCACACGGUAG
This is a messenger RNA of Emiliania huxleyi CCMP1516, 750 nucleotides long. RefSeq lists its product as hypothetical. The record is from RefSeq and is a predicted model, not a curated record. NCBI's taxonomy places the organism in Eukaryota, Haptophyta, Isochrysidales, Noelaerhabdaceae. The transcript is spliced from 7 exons. The coding region runs from base 1 to 750 and encodes 249 amino acids. Gene Ontology annotation, molecular function: zinc ion binding; RNA binding.